AAAUGUACAGACAGCAAAUUAAGUUGGUGUUAAAGUGCUUUAAUCUUAUCUUUUCUAACUUAAGUCUCUCUCAAAGUCUGGAUUCAUUAUUUGAGAAAUAAACCAGACAGUAGACAUGCGAUUUCUCGCGUUGUGUUUAUCUGUGUUGGCCUUUUCAAAGGCCUCAAAAUGGGAAAAUGUGACCAUUGCAGUGGUGGAAUACCAACCAGUAGCCAACAUUUCAACAAAUACAAAACAUUACAUCGAAAUUUUAAGAAAUAUAACACAAAAUCUAGAUUUGAUCGUAUUUCCUGAAGACACACUUAGGUCAAAUCGUGAGACAGCCGUAGAAUUUCAAUUAUCACAAACCCCAUGCGAUUCUGACACUUUCCCUCAAUUUUUCCACGAUCUUUCAUGCGCUGCUCGUGUAUCACAUACUUAUCUCGCUUUAAAUCUCGUCGAAAAAGUGAAAUGCAACACAAGUGCACCAAACCCGAGCGAAAAUUGCAAAAAAUUUGGAUUUUAUUAUUACAAUACUGACGUGGUUUUUGACCGCAAUGGAAGUAUUAUCAGCCGUUACCACAAAUACAAUCUUUUUGGUGAGUAUGACAGAGACAAGCCUGAAACGCCUGAAGAAAUUAUUACCGAGACUGAUUUCGGUUUAAAACUGGGGAUUUUUACUUGUUUCGAUAUUUUAUUCAAAGCCCCGGCUCAGGAAUUAUUAAAACACGGAAUCGAUGCUGUGAUUUACCCCACGAUGUGGUUCUCGGAGUUGCCAUUUUUGACCGCAAUGCAGGCGCAACAAAUGUGGUCCCACGGCCAUAAUAUCACUCUUUUGGCUGCGGGGGCUAACAGCCCCCUUGAGGGAAGUGGCGGAAGUGGGGUUUAUCGCGGUGGUAAAGGUUUGGUUGUUGGGGGAGUAGUAGCAGAGGGUGGGACCCAAACUUUUGUUUAUCAAAAUGAUAAAAAACAAGCUUCGGAUGUGGACGAGUUGGGUCGAAAAAUGGACGGUUUUUAUCUACAAACUGAUGAAAGUGUUUUAGAUUACAUGUCGAGUGCUUUUGACCCUCAUGUUCAAUCCUCAAACACAACUAUUUGUUAUAAGGAGGUUUUCUGUUGUAUGUUUCAGAUUAAGUCAACUUUGGGUGAGGUAAAGCCCAAUUUGGACUUUUACACGUAUCACCUCGUGGCCUACUCCGGGUUUCGCUCAUAUUCCGGUGUGAGAAAUGCCACAAUUGAAGUUUGCGGAAUAAUUGCGUGUUUGAAUUCUUCUUUGUCUUCUUGUGGUCAAAGAUUUGCACAUUAUGAUCAGAUUCAGUGGCCUGUGACGUUUGAAAAAAUUACUAUUACAGCAAAAUUUGAGAACAAUGAAAAUCACACUCAAUUUCCUAAUUCACUUUUGAGCUCGAUUCGUCCGAUUGAUACUAGUGAGACAGCUUGGAGUGGAUCAGAGGUCACCGAAAAUGGCAAAAAUUUAAUCGAGAGGAAAUUUUCGAUUACUAAACCACAAAAUAGAUUGUUGACUUUUGCUAUUUGGGGAAGAAACUUUGAAGAUCACGAUGAUGAUAAAAACUCAAGUGGGGUCUUAUCACCGGUUUGGGCUUCAUUGUGUGCUUCUCUGUUCGUCAUAUAUAAAUUAAAAUAACAAUGAUGUGAUUAAAACUAUAAUUAUAAUGAAAAGAAACAAGCAUUUA
Molecule: messenger RNA, 1673 nt
Organism: Tribolium madens (black flour beetle)
Lineage: Eukaryota; Metazoa; Arthropoda; Insecta; Coleoptera; Tenebrionidae
Product: vanin-like protein 2
Exons: 5
Coding region: 116-1624 (502 amino acids)
Source: RefSeq, a predicted model, not a curated record